AUGCCGCAAAAGAAGAAGACCGCGCGCGGCGCGCACCUGGCCGCGCUGAACAAGCAGCACCCCAAGCGCGAGGAGAGCGCCGGCGACGCCAACGACCUCGAGUACGUCGAGCCGGACGACUCGUCGAGCUCGGGCGAGUCCGCCGACGGCGACACGCUGGUGCAGUCAAUCCUCCCCUUCUCUGGUGCGAGCAGCGCACGAAAGAAGGGGAAGAAGAACAAGCGGCUUCGGACGGCGGACGGCCGAGCGCUCUGCCAACGCGUGGUCGGCAGGAGUCGGUGGGACAGGCCCGCGGCGAGCGCUUCGCCUGCGGCGCGCGUCUCUGGCCACCAGGGAGGAGUUGUUUGGUAUUGCUAA
Emiliania huxleyi CCMP1516 is the source of this 357-nucleotide messenger RNA. RefSeq lists its product as hypothetical. The transcript is spliced from 3 exons. The record is from RefSeq and is a predicted model, not a curated record. Lineage: Eukaryota; Haptophyta; Isochrysidales; Noelaerhabdaceae. Bases 1 to 357 code for a protein of 118 amino acids.